Molecule: messenger RNA, 1140 nt
Organism: Daldinia loculata
Lineage: Eukaryota; Fungi; Ascomycota; Sordariomycetes; Xylariales; Hypoxylaceae
Exons: 2
Coding region: 747-1127 (126 amino acids)
Source: RefSeq, a predicted model, not a curated record
CUGUAGGUGAAUAGGGGUAUGGAUGGUAUAAGUCGCAUGACGAGAAGCAUUUAAAGUAGUCGGAACUAAGAGUCCACCAACUAUUUAAAGUACCACAUCAUUGUAUUAGUAAAUUACCGGCAACGCUCGACAAUUCCCAAGAGGUACUUGGUCCUGUAGAUCCUGUAGCCAUGCUGACCGCCUCAAGACUUGAAUUAACUUUAAUAUGAACCAGAUAUUUGUACACUUUGGUCUUGUUCGUCCUAUCGCCUAAACUGUCACGUCGCUAUAUACCUCUUGAUAUGGCUAUGUUGAUGUCAGCCAUGUGGCAUCAUCUGGGGGGUUAUGGUAGGGGCAAUGUGCCCACUAGUCCCAUCAAACCAGGAACUGCUGGAGACCAAGAUUAGGUAGUCAGAUAUAACCACCAGCUGGACGAAUGGUCGAAGAGUAUCUAUCCAUGGUCUAAAUUGUAGUGAAUAUCUCAGUCGCACAAGAAUACCAACUUAGGUAAAACUAUAUUCGUCACGUAGUAUACUAUGCUACUCCACGUCAGGGCCAUGUCAAGGUAGGCGAACAUGCUUAUAUUGUUCGCCUCUGAUUCCUAUAUUUAGGGUUGAUUCUGCUCUGGCACACUUCAGCACUGUUCAUAUAAAUGGUUAGUAUAAAUCAUUUACCUCCAUGUUAGAAUCGAAUCUCUCGUUUCUACCUGCUCUAGCUGGCUGAUUGCGAUUAGAUAUCAUAUCGUCAUAUAUAAUAUCGUCAUAAAAAUGAUUGCAAAUUGGUCUAUCCUCCAGGUAUUGCUGGCCUCGACUUGCCUAUUGUCAACCGGGUUGGGAGAAGCCCAAGUCAACAGAAUCGCAUGGCUGGAUAACGUCAAGACACACGAUCCGACCUCUUCAAAACCAGUGGCCGCCCAUGUUGCCUCGCAUGAAGCCGAACAUAUUGUUCUCGUCGAAGAUAGCGCCGAAUCACAGGUUAACGUUUGGGUCUUGUCCGGGGUAGAAAAGAGAGAACCAAGGAGGAAGUCUAAUAAUAAUCACUCCGGCAAUGACACGCGAACUGACGAUUCGGGUGUUGGGAAAAUUGAUAUCUCUGUACCGCUAUCCAUCGGUGCGAGUCUUAUGAUUAUAGUAGAUGUAUUCUUUUAACUUUUAAUACUAG